AUGUCUCACGUCGUUGUAACCAACUCGUUCGCCAAGACGGUCAAGAUCCCCACUUCGCCUGUGAAGUACUUGACCGAAGUACGAGACGAGGCUUGUCAAAAGUUUGGAGUCAGUAAGGAUCAGUUCACGUUGAAGUACAACAACAAGCCCAUCUCCCUCUCACAGCAAAUACGCCUCGCAAAUCUACCGCAGGGCGCACGACUCGAGCUCGUACAAGCAUCGCGAUCACCCACCGUUGUGUCAGUCGCCCUCCAACUGCCAAAGUCUCGCCUUACGCAGAAGUUUGCAAACAACACCUCCCUGUGGGAGAUCCUACGAUAUUUCGAGAGCGGCGAUGGGGCGAACUACAACUUUACACAACGCGCCGUACCUGAGAUGAGCGGUGCAUCAGGCUCUGGGAGGUUGUGCUACGAGAUGCCUGUCAUCACAGUAAUGCCUGGCCACAAGGAGCAGUCGUCUUUCGUUGGGUUGCAGCAGACGCUCAGUCAGCUUGGGUUCGACAGUGGAUCAGCGCUGUUAAAGUUGUCAUUCAAGAACACUGGGACACCACUAGAAGAGGCUAUGAGCCAGAUAUCACAGUACUUCAAACCCGACGAUCCUGCUUCAACUGGUGCUCCAGGUGCUCAUGCUGCAACCUCCGCUCAGGCCGGGUCAGUGCCCAAUCCAGGUGCUGCAGCUUCAGAUGCAACGACAACCGUGGCAGGAGAGACGAUCAGAAACGAUGAGCCAGACACAGAGUCUAUGGACGUGGACACACAGCCGGUAGCGCAGCCAGCGCCUGAACCUGUUGUGUCUGAACUGAACAACGCGUCUGUGGAUGGCAUCAACACAUCUCCAGCGGCAGCGUUGGCAGCGGCGACAUCCACAGCAGCCUCAGAGCCACCACAAGCUCCAGCAACAGCUCCAUCUCAGUCUAUAGGGCCUAUAUCAUCCUCUGACCAACCUCGCAACAUCCAGGUCUUUUCAGCAUCCUCGUCGGCGACACCUCAAGCAGCACGCAAUGCCUUCAACGAGUCUGACUAUCAGCCCACCAUUGAGCACGCCAAGAUCCACCAAAACCAGCUCUCCAACCGCACACGCAACCAGCGCCUGCUAUCCGACAAGGAACUUGAAGAGCAAGAGAAAGAACGACAAGCUAGAGUUGCUGCUACCACUGACAAACCUCACUCACUCCGCAUACGCCUUCCCGAUGGCUCACUUGUGCAAAUGAACCUCACCAAGGCCGACACUGCGGCCAUCCUCUACGACUUCGUAAUGUCUUUCCUAGAGAAGAAAAACGAGCCUUUCGAACUCAAGUACACAGGCCCCACAGGGCGUCUUAUCCUUAUCGCAAAAGACCAGAAGCGGUUGAUACAGGAUCUACGGUUCUCGACGAACGAGCUUGUUACGUUCCAGUGGGCGGAGGGUGCGAGUGCAGAGGCAAGAGCGUCCAGAAAGACGUUGGCACAGGAGUGGCAGGCGAAAGCGCAGACUCUCAAGGUCGAGGAGCCGGUGCGGGAGGAGCCAAAGGCUCAGCCCAAGGGGCAAACGGUCGCCGAGGGAAAGAGGAAGGCAAUGAGUAGUGAGGACAAGGAGAGCAAGUUAAAGAACAUAUUGGGGAAGGGCCUGUUCAAGAGGAAGUAG
Molecule: messenger RNA, 1623 nt
Organism: Ascochyta rabiei
Lineage: Eukaryota; Fungi; Ascomycota; Dothideomycetes; Pleosporales; Didymellaceae
Exons: 2
Coding region: 1-1623 (540 amino acids)
Molecular function (GO): protein binding
Source: RefSeq, a predicted model, not a curated record